AGUUUGUUGGCAGCUACCUAAACAUCAACUUGCACUUUUCUUCUACAUCCCAAACAACCCAAAAGUGAACUCUCUUUGCCAUUUUAUUGCGCCCUUUUGCUGCGUUUUUUUCUCCUUCUUAUUUUGCCUCCCUUAAGAGUGGGUGGUGGGUGCAAAGAGAAGAAGAAGAAAAAAAAGCUCUCUCUCCCCCCAUUAAGUGGUGCCUCAAGUGAUGUGAAUGAGUGUGUGUGUGUAUGGGGAAAAAAGGAAACAUUUUAUCACUGUGAAAGCAGAAAUUUUCGCACACUGAACGAUGGGAAAGUGCGAGGAAAGUGAAUCAAUUAUUUCUUAAUCGAAUUCCUGAAGAGAAGUCACAGAAGCGCCAUAAAAGUUCAGCUCACAUGGAUGUUGUGAGAUUUUUCGGGAUUUUAGCAGCAUCAUUCCUCAUUCUCAGCACAUCCAUCCAUGGGGAGAGCAUAAAAAUUGGUGGACUUUUUGACACUGAAGAGGAAGACCUCCGACUUGCCUUUGGGUAUGCCGUGGAAAUUGCUAAUACGGAAAUUCUCGAUCCAUCCCAACUACAGCUGGAGGCUCUCCUGGCUGAAGUUCCGGCGGGGAAUGAGUAUUUGGUGUCGAAGAAGUUAUGUCGCCUCCUCAAGAGUGGUGUUGCUGCCAUAAUUGGACCACAAACCCCCACAUCGGCCGUCCACGUUCAAAGUAUUUGCGAUGCAAAGGAAAUGCCCCAUAUUGAGACCCGCUGGGAGCCUGUACCCAACGGCAUGCCCUCACUCAACAUCCAUCCACACGCCCAGACGCUGAGUCGCGUCUUUGUUGACCUCAUUCAUGCCUUCGAUUGGAAGUCGUUUACGAUUCUCUAUGAAAACGCACCAUAUCUCGUACCCAUGGCUGACUUACUGAAGCUCUAUGACCCCAAAGGACACACCAUAACUGUUAGGCAGCUUGAUUUAGGUCUACAGGAUAACUACAGAGCUGUUCUGAGACGUGUUAAAAUGUCCGAUGAUAAGAACAUCAUCAUCCAUUGCUCAGCCACAAUCCUUCCUGAGGUUCUCAAGCAGGCCCAACAGGUGGGGAUAAUGACGGAUCAACAUCAGUACAUUAUCACAUCGCUGGAUUUGCAUACUUUGGACUUGGAACCGUAUCAAUAUAGUGGAACUAACAUCACAGGUGUUCGUUUAAUUGAUCCCGAAGAUCAGAGACUCGUACAGGUGACGAAUUUCUGGAAAACUCUCCAUGAAGAACAGGGCCUAGAGUUGCCUGAAUCAAUGGAACCAGCCAAUAUUAGAACAUCAGUUGCCUUGACCUUUGACAGUGUUCUACUCUUUGCCGAUGCCCUAAAUCAGAUGCACGGGAAUAAGCAAUUGACACCGGUGCCUCUGAGCUGUGACGAUGGGGAUACCUGGGUUAGUGGCUACAGUAUUGUUAACUACAUGAAAACGUCUCAUACAAAAGGCCUAACGAGAGAUAUUAAGUUCGAUCAUCGAGGACAUAGAACAGAUUUCUUCUUGGACAUCGUAGAACUAGGUCCAGCAGGUUUGGAAAAAGUCGGAGUAUGGAAUUCCACAGAUGGACUCGCUUCAGCCAGAGUAGUUCCUCCCUAUGAUUUUAGUGGGGACGAUGGUAGUCUCCGGAAUAGAACAUUUAUCGUUCUAACGGCUUUGAGUCCACCUUAUGGGAUGCUGAGGGAAUCUCCGAAUACCCUUACGGGCAAUGAUCGAUUCGAGGGGUUUGGCAUUGAUCUCAUUCAGGAACUAUCCCAAAUGUUGGGCUUCAACUACACAUUUAAUUUGCAAGAUGACGGAGUCUAUGGUUCAAUAGGACCUGAUGGGAAAUGGAAUGGGAUGAUUAGGGAGCUGCAUGAGUAUCGUGCAGACCUAGCUAUCACGGAUCUAACAAUCACAGCAGAUCGCGAAGGGGCUGUUGACUUCACGAUGCCCUUCAUGAAUUUAGGCAUUUCAAUUCUCUAUCGGAAACCAACAAAGCUCGCCCCAUCGCUCUUUUCCUUCAUGAGUCCUUUUAGCACGGAAGUUUGGCUCUAUCUUGGCUUUGGAUAUCUCGGUGUCUCCAUAACGCUCUUUAUCCUGGGAAGGAUUUCUCCGGGAGAGUGGGACAACCCCUAUCCGUGUGUGCAGGAACCAGAAUUUCUUGAAACACAAUUCACCUUCCGCAAUGCCAUGUGGUUCACAAUUGGAGCCCUUCUGCAGCAAGGAACAGAGCUAGCGGCAAAAACCCCAUCAACGCGAGCUGUUGCGUCAAUCUGGUGGUUCUUCACCCUCAUCAUGGUUUCGUCGUACACAGCGAACUUGGCUGCCUUCCUCACGGUCGAAUCCCUCUCACCGACCAUUUCCAAUGCUGAGGAUUUGGCAAAUUCCAAUGGGGCCAUCAAGUAUGGCGCCAAAAGGGAUGGGAGUACGUAUAACUUUUUCCGUGAUGCCGCGGAUCCAAUUUACCAGAAAAUGUACGAAUACAUGGCGGCAAAUCCCGACCUGCUGACAUCCUCUAAUCCUGAGGGAUUGUCGCGUGUCAAAUCCGAGAAUUACGCCUUCCUCAUGGAAUCAACAUCAAUCGAGUACAUCAUUGAGCGUGAAUGCGACGUGACGCAAGUCAAUGGAUUGCUGGAUGACAAGGGCUAUGGCAUUGCCAUGAGGAAGAAUUCCCCCUAUCGCAAUGCAUUAAGUGCUGCUGUGCUGAAGCUGCAGGAGCAGGGAAAGCUCACUGUCCUCAAAAUUAAAUGGUGGAAAGAGAAACGUGGCGGGGGAGCCUGUUCGGCUACAAGCGAUGAAGGUGGGGCCGUUGCACUGGGAAUUGCAAAUUUGGGUGGUGUCUUCCUCCUUCUUAUGAUCGGUUUGGUGGCAGCUGUUAUCAUCAGUUUCUUGGAAUCCAUUUUCGAUAUCAUGGCACGCGCCAAGGAGCUCAAGAGAGGACUCGAUGGGAAGCCAAAGGAUUUGGAUUUAGCCAAUGUCGGUGGGGUUUUCCUCAUACUCGUUCUUGGUGCUUCAGUAGCCUUCUGCUACGGAUGCUGUGAAUUUUUCACAGCAAUGGUGCGACGAGCAAAGAAACAUCGAGUGUCAUUCCGCGAGGAAUUCAUCGAGGAGAUGAAGUUUGUGUGCAAGUGUCACGGAAACACAAAAAUAGUUCGUCAACGGAAGAGCUCAUCAUCGAAUUCCAAGCUAUCGGAGUCCACGGAGCAAAUUGAGCGUGGCUCAACACGGUCUCGGUCCACCGAAGAUAAAGCAUUCAACAUACCGGACAUGAUCAUCACGAAACCAAAUGGGCCAAAGAAGGAAAAUUGAUUUUCUGCACAUUUUGAAAAUUAAUAAAAUUUUCACUCAAAUGUAGUUUGUGUAAUGAGUGGAGCAAUAAGAUGAGAAUAAACUUGUCACGGUGCA
Lutzomyia longipalpis is the source of this 3386-nucleotide messenger RNA. RefSeq names its product glutamate receptor ionotropic, kainate 2 (gene Grik). Gene Ontology annotation, cellular component: postsynaptic membrane; plasma membrane. The transcript is spliced from 12 exons. Gene Ontology annotation, biological process: modulation of chemical synaptic transmission; monoatomic ion transport; synaptic transmission, glutamatergic. The coding region runs from base 381 to 3290 and encodes 969 amino acids. Gene Ontology annotation, molecular function: transmitter-gated monoatomic ion channel activity involved in regulation of postsynaptic membrane potential; glutamate-gated receptor activity. The record is from RefSeq and is a predicted model, not a curated record. NCBI's taxonomy places the organism in Eukaryota, Metazoa, Arthropoda, Insecta, Diptera, Psychodidae.